Molecule: messenger RNA, 1266 nt
Organism: Thelazia callipaeda (thelaziosis nematode)
Lineage: Eukaryota; Metazoa; Nematoda; Chromadorea; Rhabditida; Thelaziidae
Source: the annotation of a GenBank genome assembly
AUGCCGUUGAACUGCGGGAUUUGGUGCCUCCUAUCCGAACGAGGGCGACACACUGAAAGGCUUUGGAGGUUACGCACCAUUCAAUCAUCAGACGAACGUCGCGCAAGGAGACGUUUUGAUAGAUUACUGCGCGCUUUUGAUACGGAAGAUUUAGCUGCCAUAUUAAAGGCAGUACAAAGUGGUGGUCGGGAUAUUAAGCAGUGUGCGCCUGGGCCACCAAUGGAUAUAAUGGAAGAAAUUCCAAGUUGUUCACGACAAGUUGCUGAAACGGAUGGUGAUGAUGAUGAUGAAGGUUAUCCAGAACAGCGGUACGAAGAUACUGGAUUAAUACCACAAAUUGAUAAACCUAUGUCUAUGCCUUAUCUUUGUUGUAAAUUAUGGCGUUGGAAAGAAUUGCAGGUGGAUGCGGCAUUACACAGGUUAGAUCCUCUACCUUGGUGUAGAUUUGGUCACGUUACCAUGAAUAAUGCUACUGUUUCCUGUUGCAAUCCCUAUCACUAUGCAUUAUGGAUUAUCGCUGAUUCUGAAUUAUCAUCCGAGGAGGCAGGCUUAUCUGGGGGCUUGAAUGGCGUCCUUCCUAUUGAUCAUUCCUAUCUAACAAAUGAUACUGGUUUUGGCGAUGAAAUUACGGGCACAAGUAUUGCUAAUACUUUGUUACAAUCUUCACGUAUCCCGCCGACUCUUAUUGAUUCACCAACGUCACCGUUGCCAACACGUAGUAAUCGAUCCCGUUCUUCUGGUCACCAAGUAUGUGUUGAAGGUUAUAUUUUAGCAUGGGCUCAUAUGUACAGAUGGAAAGAGAAAGAACGAAUGGAUCAACAUGGAAUAACACUUCGUGGUCAGUUUGUUGCUGUAGGAUUAUUAGCUGAUUCAGUACACGAUGGUCAGAAUGUCUCUAUACAAUGGGAUAUUGAUAAUGAAGUGUCAUUUGCCUUAAUUAGGCAGUUAGAUGUGGAGCAAAUAUCACAUGAAGUGUGGCUUUAUAAUAGCGGGAACAAACCGUUAUUCAUCUCCAUAUCGUCGUCUUUAAGUUCUCACAAAGCAGAAACGAUCCGAAGAUUAAGUAGCGGGUAUUGUUAUCGGGUCCACCGCGGUAUCGGUCCUUCAUUACAGAAGGGAACAUGUGUAACAAAACGAGACCCCGCAAAUACACUACGUUUUUUGAAUAUCAGUGUUGGCAAAGGCUGGGGUGAAAAAUAUCGUAGGAUUAAUCAUACAGAUACACCGUGCCGAUAUGAGGUCAUCUUUGUACCUGAUGAUUUGUAA